Messenger RNA from Danio rerio (zebrafish), 2249 nucleotides. RefSeq names its product Meis homeobox 1 b (gene meis1b). Gene Ontology annotation, biological process: regulation of DNA-templated transcription. NCBI's taxonomy places the organism in Eukaryota, Metazoa, Chordata, Actinopteri, Cypriniformes, Danionidae. The record is from RefSeq and is marked validated. Gene Ontology annotation, cellular component: nucleus. Gene Ontology annotation, molecular function: DNA binding.
CAGUGGAAGCGCGCGGAGGAUCAUCAUUCAUUCAGCACUUUGACAAGCUCGCGUUUGAUUGAUUGACAGCCGGAGUGGCAAAAAGCCAUGAGAUGCGUUAGUUUUGUCUGAGGGGCUAUUUUCAUACAGCUUUGGAAAAGAAGAUUUUGCUCGAUCCUUGUCGCUGUCCAGGGGAAAGAACGCGAAGGGGACCUAUCGCUGAACGCGUCUGGCUGAACUUGCGGUGAAGGACUGGCUUCACAUCGCUCGCUCGAAACAGGCAUUUGGAUUUUUUGGGCAAAACAUAUCCCACAUUUGGAAUUUGCGUGUUUAUUUCCCAUUCACCCUGGCCUCAUAGGGGAUAUAUUUUUGACUAAAGGAAGACGAGGGAGUGUGGAGGGCGAUGGCGCAGAGGUACGAAGAUAUACCCCACUAUGGGAUGGACGGAGUAGGAAUCCCGAGCACGAUGUACGGGGACCCGCACGCCGCCAGAUCCAUGCAGGCUGUUCACCUGAAUCACGGGCCCCAGCUCCACUCCCACCAGUACCCGCACACAGCCCACACCAACGCCAUGCCGCCCAGCAUGGGCUCAUCCGUCAAUGACGCUCUAAAAAGAGAUAAAGACUCCAUUUACGGGCACCCCUUGUUCCCUCUUCUAGCACUGAUUUUUGAGAAAUGUGAAUUAGCCACUUGCACACCUAGAGAACCCGGUGUUGCUGGGGGCGAUGUGUGUUCAUCAGAGUCUUUCAAUGAGGAUAUAGCAGUGUUUGCAAAACAGAUUCGAGCAGAAAAGCCGCUAUUUUCGUCAAAUCCUGAGCUGGAUAAUUUGAUGAUUCAAGCCAUUCAAGUUUUACGGUUUCAUCUUUUGGAGCUCGAAAAGGUACAUGAACUUUGUGACAAUUUUUGUCAUCGGUACAUCAGCUGUUUGAAGGGGAAGAUGCCCAUCGACUUGGUUAUAGACGACAGAGAAGGAGGAUCAAAAUCAGACAGUGAAGAAAUUACGAGAUCAUCGGGGCCCCUUGAUCAGACCUCAUGGAACAGAGACCAUGAUGACACAGCUUCUACACGCUCUGGCGGCACACCAGGACCAUCCAGUGGAGGACACACAUCGCACAGCGGCGACAACAGCAGCGAACAAGGUGAUGGUCUGGACAACAGUGUGGCAUCACCUAGCACAGGAGAUGAUGACGACCCUGACAAGGAGAAGAAGAGGAACAAAAAACGCGGAAUCUUUCCUAAAGUGGCAACAAACAUUAUGAGGGCAUGGCUCUUCCAGCACUUGACGCACCCCUACCCUUCAGAAGAACAGAAAAAGCAACUGGCACAAGACACCGGGCUCACUAUACUACAAGUGAACAACUGGUUCAUUAACGCAAGAAGAAGAAUAGUGCAGCCCAUGAUCGACCAAUCCAACCGAGCAGUAAGUCAAGGAGCUCCCUACAACCCAGAUGGUCAACCCAUGGGAGGCUUCGUGAUGGACGGCCAGCAGCACAUGGGAAUCAGACCACCUGGGCCUAUGAGUGGGAUGGGAAUGAAUAUGGGCAUGGAGGGACAGUGGCACUACAUGUAACCUUCUAGUUAACCAAUCGCAAAGCAAUGGGGGAAGACUACAGAGCAUGCCAGGGGAUUACCUGUCACACAGUGGCCCGGUGGCGAUGGCAAUGGGGCAACCAGGCUACAGCGCUUCCCAGAUGCCCCACCACCCUGCUCAGUUGCGGCACGGCCCUCCCAUGCGUUCAUACAUCCCUGGACACCUCCAUCACCCGGCGAUGUUAAUGCACGGAGGACCGCCUCACCCUGCCAUGCCCAUGUCAGCCUCAAGCCCCCCAAUGUUCAAUCCAGGAGAUCCAACAAUGGGAGGACAAUACAUGGACAUACAUGCCCAGUAAUUUACUAAAACGGAUUCUUUAAAUGACUGCAAUGGACAGACGAGGAUGCUGCGAUUGGUUUUUUUGGGGGCUUCCAAAGCACCGAUUACAUACUGACUUUUUUUUUACAGAGACUAGGGAGCUUGCAUCUUGGCUAGAGUUUUGGACCAAGAAAGAAGCCAAUUUCUGUAAACUCUGAGACACUUUAAAAGGAGGUGCCCUUUGCAUAGACGCAAAAAGAGAAAGAAAAUUUGAAUUUAUUACUAUAUCAGCCUCUAAAGGGGAGGGAUGAGGACAUACUGUAUACUGUUGUAAAACUGCAUUGGACUUUCAUAAGAACUGGGAAAAAAAGUAUUGUAAAUGCUAUCGUAUUGUUCUGCAUAUUAUGUUGUUUCUAAUAGA